AUGUUGAAUGCCUUCGAGGUACAUCGUGAUGACAGAGCUGAUAGCACGACAUCGCAUGCUACAAUUAUCAAGUUCACGAAGGCCAGUAAUGCAAUCAUCGUUGUGGACUUGGAUAUAGUGAUGCUUGCAGCACAGUUGUUACUAUCGGCUCGAACAUUCUACGAAGUCAUAUUGUGCGUCCAUCCUAUGAACCAUGAGCGAUUGGUAACCCUAACCCUGGGUGCAGGAUACCUAGGUAAAGGCAAGCAGAGAGCCGACCCACCCCAAGCCUCCCGUGGUCCUCUCAACCAAGAGAUCAUUAGCGAUAGUGACGAGGACAUGGAUUCCAACGGGCAAACCAUGUCUUGUGUCUCAGUCGAAGCUCCGACUAACGAUCUGACCGAUCCUAUCAUUAGCGCUUCCAGUGACGCUGCUAUUGGUGUGCCUUCGUCCAUCGCUGGUACACAGAAAACUCGACGGGGUAGCUUGUCGUAUGGCCUCCCUUUCCUGAACUUACGAAUCCCAAAAUCAGGACAAAGACCACCAGGAAGGUCAGGAGCUGCAAGAAGUUUACACCGGUGA
This is a messenger RNA of Alternaria alternata, 561 nucleotides long. RefSeq lists its product as hypothetical. The transcript has 2 exons. The record is from RefSeq and is a predicted model, not a curated record. Lineage: Eukaryota; Fungi; Ascomycota; Dothideomycetes; Pleosporales; Pleosporaceae. The coding region runs from base 1 to 561 and encodes 186 amino acids.